Messenger RNA from Phaeoacremonium minimum UCRPA7, 1158 nucleotides. Its product is annotated as putative cyclin domain-containing protein. Gene Ontology annotation, cellular component: nucleus; cyclin-dependent protein kinase holoenzyme complex. The record is from RefSeq and is a predicted model, not a curated record. Bases 1 to 1158 code for a protein of 385 amino acids. Lineage: Eukaryota; Fungi; Ascomycota; Sordariomycetes; Togniniales; Togniniaceae. The transcript has a single exon. Gene Ontology annotation, biological process: regulation of cyclin-dependent protein serine/threonine kinase activity. Gene Ontology annotation, molecular function: cyclin-dependent protein serine/threonine kinase regulator activity; protein kinase binding.
AUGGCUUCGUUACAGACCUCAACCACCCUCAGCCCCGCUGAGCUGAACGCCGCCGCUCUCGACCACUUUGUCUACACUCCCGUCUCGCGAGCCAUGAUCUCCUACCUCGCCAAUGCUGCCGCCAACGUCAUCCAGUGCGACCCCACGAUGAUGCCCCCGCCGCCAGCCGAGACCGUCGCAAAGUCUCAUCUCCCCCCUUCGCCCCCGAGGACGCCUCCUCCGAGAGCCGUGCGAUGCGAAGACGGCGGCCUGCCCACCCUCGACGACUUCAUCACCCAGCUCGUCGUCUCCUCCAACGUCCAGGUCCCCACUCUCAUGUCCACCCUCGUCUACCUCAACCGCCUCAAGUCCCGCCUGCAGCCCAUGGCCAAGGGCCUGCGAUGCACCACCCACCGCAUCUUCCUCGCCUCUCUCAUCCUCGCCGCCAAGUACCUCAACGACUCCUCUCCCAAGAACAAGCACUGGGCCAACUACAGCGUCAUCAGCACCGAGGCCUACAACUUUGGCUUCUCCCGCACAGAGGUCAACCUCAUGGAGAAGCAAUUGCUCUUCCUGCUCGACUGGGACCUGAGGAUCACCGAGGAGGACCUGUACCGCGAGCUCGACAUCUUCCUGUUCCCCAUUCGCGAAGACAUUGCAGCCCGCCACGCACGGAAACAGCGCAGACGCGCAGAGGAGAAGCGCAGGAAGCAGGAGGAGGCCGAGUGGAUCGCAGCUGCUGCCACCACUGCCACCACCGCCAGCUACCAGACCCCGCCCUCCUCGCGCGGCAACUCUCGCUCUCGCUCACGCCAGGCCACCGCCAGCCCGCCCGGCCUCACCUACAGCUCCAGCGCCAGCUCGGCAUCUUCCUCCUACGCCGGCUCCAUCGUCUCCUCGCGCUCGCACUCCCGCUCCAACACGCCCCUCUCCGAGCUCGAGGCCGAGCCCUACGUCUACGGCCUCGACGCCGACCUCUACGAGGCGCCCAUCGAGAUCGUCCUCGAGCAGGCACCGCCCAAGCAACACUAUCCCUCCGCCAAGAGCGCCGGCAAGCAGCUGCUGCCCUACGAGAUCAGCGCCGACGAGCUACGGGAGAUGCAGGAGGGCGGCAACCGCGUGAAGCGCAUGCGCGGCAUGCUGGGCCGGGUCUUUGGAUCCACCGUCGCUGUCCGAUGA